This is a messenger RNA of Nannospalax galili (Upper Galilee mountains blind mole rat), 1042 nucleotides long. RefSeq names its product ras homolog family member U (gene Rhou). Gene Ontology annotation, molecular function: GTPase activity; GTP binding. NCBI's taxonomy places the organism in Eukaryota, Metazoa, Chordata, Mammalia, Rodentia, Spalacidae. Gene Ontology annotation, biological process: small GTPase-mediated signal transduction. The transcript is spliced from 5 exons. The record is from RefSeq and is a predicted model, not a curated record. The annotation marks the transcript as partial.
GGGCGCGCGGGCGGUGCCGAGGGGCGCGGCGUCAAGUGCGUCCUUGUGGGCGACGGCGCGGUUGGCAAGACCAGCCUGGUGGUGAGCUACACCACCAACGGCUACCCCACCGAGUACAUCCCCACGGCCUUCGACAACUUCUCGGCUGUGGUGUCGGUGGAUGGGCGACCUGUGAGACUACAGCUCUGUGACACUGCCGGACAGGACGAGUUUGACAGGCUGAGGCCUCUCUGCUACACCAACGCAGACAUCUUCCUGCUGUGCUUCAGCGUGGUGAGCCCCACAUCCUUCCAGAACGUCAGUGAGAAGUGGGUACAUGAGAUUCGGUGUCACUGCCCCAAGGCCCCCAUCAUCCUAGUGGGGACACAGUCGGACCUCAGAGAAGAUGUCAAAGUUCUCAUCGAGCUGGACAAAUGUAAAGAGAAGCCGGUGCCCGAGGAAGCUGCAAAGCUGUGUGCCGAAGAAAUCAAAGCUGUAUCCUACAUUGAGUGCUCGGCCUUGACUCAGAAAAACCUCAAAGAGGUGUUUGACGCUGCCAUUGUUGCUGGCAUCCAGCACUCCGACUCCCAGCAACAGCCAAAGAAGUGUAAGAACAGGACCCCAGACAAGGUUCCUCCAAUGCAUCUACUGGAGCAGGAUCACGGUUGUCCUUCUGAUCUGGAUGCCUGCAUCACUGCUGAGGGCAGUUUGCACCUCACUGUGCUCUGUAUCUCAGUGGCUCGAACUAUCUUCGCACUGUGCCAGUCUGUUAUAGAAACUGAGAGGGAGCUGACAGGUGACUGAGCAGCACGUGGGAUCAGCAAUCAUUUGAGUAAUAUGGUUUGUUUUGAACUUUAUGUUGUCUCGGUUUUAUUGAAUUAAUGAGAAAACAAUGUCUAGCCACUAAUAUUCAUGAGUACCCCCUUGCAGUCUGUUUUCAUUGUAGUAGGCUAUGUACAUUUCUAAUGUUUUAGACUAAUUUAAGAGAUCACAACACAGUGAGGACAAAAUACUGCAAGUUUCAUGUCUUUUUUUUUUUCCUAAAUAAAAUUCUAAACUUUUC